Messenger RNA from Exophiala oligosperma, 1785 nucleotides. RefSeq lists its product as uncharacterized. The coding region runs from base 142 to 1518 and encodes 458 amino acids. The transcript has 3 exons. Lineage: Eukaryota; Fungi; Ascomycota; Eurotiomycetes; Chaetothyriales; Herpotrichiellaceae. Gene Ontology annotation, biological process: intracellular iron ion homeostasis. The record is from RefSeq and is a predicted model, not a curated record.
GUACAGUAGCCCAAAGAGAGUGUGUCAGGGAUCAUCUACUCCGACCGCACUAAAUCCGUACUCCUGCGGUCCCUAGGUAGUGUUGAUUCCACGAGGGCCGUUGUCCUAGUAUAAUUCUCAGUGCACGACGUGAACUUCUGGAUGGCAAACAACAGCAUACAAGCAUUUGAAAUGGUGUCUUCUACGCAAUACAACUCUGAGGCCCUGGAUCUGAUAUGCAUCGGAUUCGGGGUAACUGCGCUCUCCCUCGCCGUUGCGUUGCAUGAGAAGAAAUCGCUAGACAAUGCAUUAUUCUUAGAAACUCAGCCGCAAAGUUCUUGGAAGCCAUAUCCAGAUAUUCCAUCUGAACGACUGAGGACUUCAUUCUUGAACGAUCUCAUUACUUCCGAAAAUCCUCGGUCAAGGUUCACGUUCAUGAACUAUCUUCACGCCACCAACCGCCUCAUCGUCUAUGCCAACAGCUCCCGCAUUACGCCUUCAAGAGAACUAUUCGCCGAGUAUCUGCGGUGGUGUGCCGAUAAUCUCCACGUGCGAAAGGAAUUCUCCAAGAAGGUCGACAAGAUUGUGCCAGUGAAGAACUCAACAGGCAGAGUUUCGAGUUGGAAAGUAUUCUUCGUGGAUGUGGCCACAGGAAAGCUGGAAGUGGCAGAAGCCAAGCAAGUGAUUUGUGCCACGGAACCGGAGCCGCGUGUACCGGCCAUCUUGUCACAAGCUCACGUCCGCCCAGUAGUUGCACACUCGACGGAGACCCUCGAAGUCGUUCCUGCAUCCUUAAAAAGAACUGGAGGACGAGGUCGAAUUGCAAUUGUUGGGGACGGCCAAUCCGCUGCUGAAGUCUUCGAUUACGUCCAAAGCAUCCGAGGCGAUCAUCAGACGAUUUGGUACACACGAGAAAAUGUCUUCAGAACAUCUGAUGGCAGCCCGUUCCUCCAAGACGUUGUACGACAGCCGGCAACAAGUGCUGCCCGAAUAUUACCGGCAGAGUUGAGACGACAGGCACUGGAUUUGAGAUCCAGUGAAGUCGAUGAUGAGCUUCUGCGGACCAUAUAUGACUCACAGUAUCGCCAAAGUGUGAAGCAAUCAGAUCCCUCUAAAUGGCAGCAUCAAAUCAAGGUCGGUCGAGAACUGACCUCAGCAGAAAGGAUGACAGGGGAUAAGGUCGUGCUGGGGUUCAAAACUUCCGGUGACGAAGAACGGCAUACCGAUAGCUAUGACCUUGUCAUUGCCGCAACCGGAUUCGUCAAGACUGACCAUCAAGCAAUAAUGCAGCAACUGUUCGAACUGGUUGAAGGACCUGGGAUUUCUGUCGACCGAAAUUACCAGGUGAAUUUCCGAUCUGGUAUGCUAGCAAGAGGUUGUGGAUUGUGGCUACAAGGGUCUAUUGGGGAGGCAAACAACGACGACGAAGCUGUUUUUCCGACUCUGGCAGAAAGAAGCCGUCGUGCUGUUGAGUCAAUUGUGCAGCAAAGACAGCAGCCAAGCGAGUCUUCGGUCGAGGAGAGAUCAGCUAGACUAUGAACAAUAACUUGGACCCAAACAUGGAGGAGAAUAUUAGCGGUAGCCUUUAGUAAAAGCAGACUGGAAUUUAUUGUUACGCUGGGAACAAACUUUGACGAUGCACCAAAAAUGAUAUAGAAAGCUGCGCGACUGUAGAUUGGACUAUCAAAAAGCCAGGGCACGGGAGUUUAGACUGGAGAAAAUUGGUCUGAAGCCACAUACUCAUACCACUCACAUCAACAUAAGAAACGUCACAUAAGAAAUGUUCCAUUGGCGAUUGUCCACAAG